GAAGAUGUAAGAAGACAAGUACAGAUCGUUUUACUGGACAUAGAACUACAAUUGAAUUUAAUUUAAAUCUGUGUUUACGAAGAAGAUGGUGUGAGAUGUGAUGAAUUUUAAGCUGAAUCUAUAGUUUAAUUGAUAUUGUCAAGAUGCUCCACUUAAAAGACUACUGAUUUUUUGGUUUUUCAGGAUUUGAGUGGCUCGUCUAAUCUGAGGUCUUAUCUGGAGUCUGAAGAGGAGAUUUCUUAAUGCUUGGGGAAGUAUUUAAAUACUUUGAAGUGAUGGUAGUGCAUAUUAUGUGGCUCCUGAAGUAUUUUGACUGCAUUACGGAGCAGAAGCUGAUAUCUGGAGUGUUGAUGUGAUACUGUACAUUCUUCUUAGUGGAGUCCCAGCCACAUGGCAGUGUCACGUCUUGGUUAUGAAUUAUGUAAUAGCAAACUUGAAACCAACACAGGGAUUUCCAGUUUUGGCAGGGAAUCAAAUACUUAGCUUUUUUGUGUUGUUGAAAACGGUGCUCAAGUUGGUGCAAAUAUCUUAUCUUAUCUGGGAAUCUUUUUAGACCAAGCAAGAGCACUUGAUGAACUUAUUCCACACUGGAAACAACAACAGUAUUGUUGUUAAAGGAGUUGUUUGCAAGAAGAAUGUUUCCAACCGGCGGGUGACUUCAAAAAUUGAGAAGCCUCGUUUUCUUAUCCUUGGCGGAGCUCUUGAGUAUCAACGGGUGUCUAAUCAUUUAUCAAGUUUUGAUACUCUACUGCAGCAGGAAACAGAUCAUUUGAAGAUGGCAGUAGCAAAGAUAGUUGCUCAUCAUCCCAAUAUCUUACUGGUAGAAAUCAGUUCACGUUUCACUCAAGAAUACCUCUUUGAAAAAAACAUCUCUUGUUCUCAAUAUCAAGAGGCCUUUGUUAGAGCGCGUGUGGCACGCUGCACAGGUGCACAAAUAGUUCCUUCAAUUGAUCAUCUUUCCACUCAAAAGCCGGGUUAUUGUGAAGCAUUCCACAUGGAGAAGUUCCUUGAAGCACAUGGGAGCGCUGGGCAGGGAGGAAAGAAAUUGGUGAAGACACUUAUGUUUUUUGAAGGGAGCCUCAAGCCAUUUGGUUGUACUGUUCAAUAAAAUGGUCGCUUGCUUUGGAUAUGCAUCGAUGGAUGUUCACUCAGUAUACCUUCCACCCUCAAAACUUGAUUUCAGCUACGAAAAUCCAGAAUGGUUACAGAUAGAGGUCAAUCAGGAGUCUAUACAAAAAUGUACGGAGGAGUCUGCAAGUGGUGCAGAAAAGCUUGUAUCAACAAACUCAAAUUCCAAGCAAAGUGGUAAAGAUUCUCCCUGUGAUAAAAAGUGCAAGCUGGAUGGAAACAGUGAGCAGGUGGAUUCUUCACAGAUCAUAACACCACAGGGUCCAGGCCACAUCUUUUAUCAAGCUUAAGUUCAAAUGCCCCGACCAAUCCUUUGGAGACUGAAAACACAUGUGGGAGGGCAAUCUCAGAGGAUCAGUUUCCGAUUGUAGUGAACCUUGAUGCAGCAUGGACUAGUAAAAACAUGCCAGGGAGUACGAUACUGGAAUUAAUGGUGAAGUGGCAGCAGAUUCAUUAACCCAAGACAAAACUCAUAUGAAGUUGUUAAAGUUGGAAAAGCGUUUCGAAGACCUGGGUAUGGCUGAGGUCACUGAAUCUCAUCAUCCCGUGAAAGGAGCAGAUAACUCAGACGACAACAACACGGGUUGGAUUAGGAUGCCUCUGGGUGGUUUAUGAUUCAUUGAAUCUUCUUCAGUCGUUUCAUUCUUUCGAUGAAACAGAAGCCUCUGAAUCGUUUAGAAAUCUUGGGUCUAUGGAUAGUAGCAUUUUAUCCAUGUCUGGUCCUUGGAGCUCUUUGAUUCCAGUCCGCUCAAGGAGUUGCUUGUUAGAGUGGCAUUCAGUGACAAUGGUCCAUUUGGAAGGUGAAGUAUGUGCAAAGGGGUUUGAAGUCUUAAGGAGGACAUCUGAGCUAGAUUUCGUAAGGUCCCUGAAUCUCAGGGUGGUAAGAGCAACACCUAUUUUACUAAAUCACUGGACGAUCAGUUUAUCAUUAAAGGGUUAACGAAGAGAGAAAUAUGGUCAUUUAUCAAGUUUGCAGCAGCGUAUUUGAAGUUUUUAUCUGAAUCGAUUGCAACAAGAUGCACAACUUGCCUGGAUCUACCAGAUCCCUUUAUGGACUCAAGCAGGCUCCUCGGGCAUGGUUUCAGCGAUUUGAGCGGUUUAUUACUGGUUAUGGUUUUCGUGGCAGUAUUUGUGAUCCAUCCCUAUUUGUUUAUCACUCCGGUUCGGAAACUGCAUACCUACUACUAUAUGUUGAUGAUAUAAUCUUAACCGCUUCUACUGAUGCUCUUCUAGGUCAUUUUAUUGCCUUGAUGAAACGUGAAUUUUCUAUGACUGAUCUUGGCACGUUACAUCAAUUUCUGGGUAUUACUGUGACUCACACGGAUUCGAGCCUCUUUCUGUCACAAUCUUCAUAUGCGCAGGAUAUCAUCGCUCGUGCUUCGAUGACAAACUGCAAUCCAGUCGCUACUCCGGUAGAUACUCAAUCGAAGCUCGGUACUACAUCAGGACCUCCACUUCAGGAUCCAACUUUAUACAGAAGUCUAGCCGGAGAUCUUCAAUACCUGACUUUCACUCGUCCCGAUAUUUCAUAUGCCGUGCAGCAGGUUUGUCUAUUUAUGCAUGACCCUCGGGAAUCACAUAUGCAGGCUAUGAAACGCAUUCUCAGGUAUCUUCAGGGUACCCUUGAUCACGGACUACCACUAUCAGCUUCUACUAUUACUGGUUUGACUGCUUACUCUGAUGCUGACUGGGAGGGUUGUCCGGAUUCUCGACGAUCGACCUCAGGCUAUUGCAUUUUUCUUGGAGACAACCUGAUAUCUUGGUCAUCCAAACGACAAGAUAUCGUCUCUCGUUCCAGUGCAGAGGCCGAAUACAGAGGGGUUGCUAAUGCUGUUGCUGAAACUACUUGGUUACGCAAUUUGCUUCUCGAGCUUCACAUCCCUCUACGACGUGCCACUAUUGUCUACUGUGAUAACGUUAGUGCAGUCUACAUGUCAAGAGAUCCUGUUCAGCACCAACGCACAAAACAUGUGGAGAUUGACAUUCAUUUUGUACGAGAGCGGGUACGUAUCGGUCAUAUCCAUGUUUUGCACAUCCCCUCUGACAGUCAAUACGCCGAUAUCUUCACCAAGGGUCUCCCUCGAGUAUUGUUUGUUCGUUUCCGUUCUAGUCUCAACGUCUGCUCCUCCCCCGUUUCGAGUAAGGGGGUGUAAUAGACAAUAUAUUGUCAGAAUAUUUAGUUACCUUUCUG
Papaver somniferum (opium poppy) is the source of this 3319-nucleotide messenger RNA. RefSeq lists its product as uncharacterized. The transcript is spliced from 7 exons. The coding region runs from base 2145 to 3281 and encodes 378 amino acids. Gene Ontology annotation, molecular function: ATP binding; 1-phosphatidylinositol-3-phosphate 5-kinase activity. NCBI's taxonomy places the organism in Eukaryota, Viridiplantae, Streptophyta, Magnoliopsida, Ranunculales, Papaveraceae. The record is from RefSeq and is a predicted model, not a curated record. Gene Ontology annotation, biological process: phosphatidylinositol phosphate biosynthetic process. Gene Ontology annotation, cellular component: endosome membrane.